This is a messenger RNA of Anopheles nili, 4884 nucleotides long. RefSeq names its product 7SK snRNA methylphosphate capping enzyme bin3 (gene bin3). The record is from RefSeq and is a predicted model, not a curated record. The coding region runs from base 1 to 4113 and encodes 1370 amino acids. Gene Ontology annotation, biological process: snRNA modification. NCBI's taxonomy places the organism in Eukaryota, Metazoa, Arthropoda, Insecta, Diptera, Culicidae. Gene Ontology annotation, molecular function: snRNA binding; O-methyltransferase activity; RNA methyltransferase activity. The transcript has 4 exons.
AUGGAAGGACUGUUGAUGGCGUCGGGCGAGGAUGAUUCAGCUGCAGAUGGGAGUGCUGGCACAGGAGGUGGCGGUGGAGGUGUAGGUGGAAGCAGUGGUCGUGAAGAAACACGCAGAUGUAACGCUCAUCGAGCUGCCCGGCCGCUCGGACCAAUGGGUGAAGGUGGUGGCACGGGGGGUGGCCGAGCGGGAGUACGAGGAGGUUGUGAAGGACACAACCGCAAGAAAAAGCAGCAACCGCAGCAGCAAAGGCAUCAGCAACAAUUACAGCAGCAACAGUUGCUGCAGCACAGUGGAGGAAAAAAGCAAAAGAAGCAGCAAAAGUGGAAAGCAAAUAAAUACCGCGGCCGAGGUGGGGGUCCCGAACGCAUGGACUGCCCGGUAAGAGGUGGGCGGAAGGACAAAACGAUGGGUACAACUGGCCCGGCCGUAGGACAGUCGAAACCGGACGACGGUUCCGCGACGAACGGACUUGUCGUUAAAGGAGAUGAAUCUUCCGUUGCUACAACCGGUCCGACAUCCGCGGACAGCCAUCAUCCGGCCCAACCAGAACCGGGAAACUUCCAUCAGGUGCAACAACAGCAGCUAUCGCUACAAAACCAAGUAGGACAUUCUGGCGUAUCUUCAGGCAACACCCAGCAACAACAACAGCCGCUGCAAACGUCCUCUCAUGUCGGCUCGCAGCCAUCUACCGGUGGUGCUGGAGGUCAACAGAGCGGAACCAGUUCACUCUCGAUCUCCUCCAUCAACCCACCCCAAAAGGGCAAACACUCGAAACAGCAGAACCUCAGUCCGAUGGAGUUGCGCAACAAGCGCCUUCAGUCGGUGUCGAAAUUCUUCCUUCCAGACAAGCGACCCCGCAAGGAAUGCAUCGUGCCACCGACCAAAUUCCUCCUCGGUGGCAACAUUUCCGAUCCUCUCAACCUUAACAGCCUGCAGAACGAGUCAGAGAACGCGGUGACACCAAAAUCGUCACCUAUCCCAACGCCACCACACUACAAAGCGAAGAUUGAGGUAAUUAUACCACCAAACAUCAACGAUCCUUUGCACCUGCUCGAUCCGGUCGAUUCGGUUGAGUACGAAAUGCAGCUCUGUUCGCCCAUGAAACGCAAGCAACGCACGCGCAACAAACGCAAACGCAAAUCGCGCACCGGCGCCGAUCGACACGUGGACGGAGCAUUGUCGGUGGACCAGUUGCCACCACCGUCCCGGGCUGAAGAGAUGGCGGGUGGUAAUGGGGCCGGUGCAGCAGAUGCGGAAGAGGCGACAACGGCUGAGGAAGCUUCCUUUACCGGACUCGGGCAGAAGCUGGCGGAUGCAGCCGCUGGGGAACGAUACUCGUUUGGGUCGGAUUCGAGCUACACGGAUCCUGCGAGUGCCCACUUUCACCAGCAUCCGGGGAUGGCACAACCGUCGAGCAGCGGACAAGCGGGUGUAUCGGUCGGUGCUGGUCCUAGCAUGACGGGGACUGACCGUAACCACGCUGCUGGUGGCGGUGGUAGUGGACCUUCAACAGAGCAACAGGACCGCGAAAAGGCCAUGCGCAACCUGAAGCUUGAUCUCGAAUUGGCCGGUGGUCGCAAGCGCCGCAUCAGCGAGAGUACAAACAGCACCAAGAACAAACUGCGCCGGAUGGACUCGAUGGAUAAGAUCGUGAGUCCGGUUAUCCCGCAGCCAGGCGGUUGGAAACGGGCGCACUGGCCACAGAACGCUGGUGGCAGUGGUGCAGCCGGUGGGGCAGGACGUAAUCGCACCCGUACCUACUCCACCGCGUCCAACACGGACGAACAGCAGCAUUCGUUAGAAGAGACCCCAGCUUGCUCAACCGACCGGGGUACUGAUGGACAAGUACAAGAGAAAGCGCACCAUUCCGAGCGGUUAGGAGCCAGUGCGGUGGGUGGCACAUCCUGCGCGGCUGCAGCUACACUGGCCGUGAACAUCUGCGGUGAAGGUGCAGCAGGUGGAGGUGCCACGGUCGCGGUGAACCGGGUUGAAGGCGAACCAAGAGUGGGAGUGGCCGUCAGUGGAGUGGCUCGAGUAAUCAGCACCGAAGCAAGUUCCGGAACCGUGGAAAUUAGUGCGAUUCCACGGCCGAUAGCGGUCACGAGCCGAUAUCAUUUCGGUAACUACGAUCGCUACUACGGAUACCACAGCCUGAACGAGUUUAUCGACGUGCGGUUGAAGGUGUUCCUGCGCAAUCCGUACCUGUUCCGCGACAAGGACGUGCUGGACAUCGGGUGCAAUGUCGGUCUAAUGACGAUUGCCGUCGCUAAGCAGCUGCACACGAAAACCGCCACCGGUAUUGACGUGGACGGCAAGCUGGUGGCAAAAGCUCGCAAAAAUCUAGCCAACUACGUGCGAAUGCCCCGUAGCGAGUGGCCAUCGGCGGGUGGAAGACGCACGAUUCGAAUAGCUCCUUGUACAACGGUGACCUCGGAGGUGAAGGUGGAAGUCAAGGUAGAAGAUGAGGUUCCAUCGGGGCCAGAUCCGACGAUCGUGACGCUGCCCGGAAGCGAACAGGCUUCGACUAGUCAUACGGAGGGUGUGUCCAUCGUCAAGGGGAUUGUCGCCACGCCAACAGGUGUUGCUACACCAGCCGCCGCCAAUGCGGCGGGUGUCCUUGACAGUGAAAACGUGCUUUCUCUUUUGCCAACCCAAGAGCCACUAGUAAUACCGGAGCUGCCAGGAGAAGCAGCAAAAUCCCCCGAAGUGCCAGCGACAAAUGCUGGCAAUAAACUGCAAGAGCAGCAAAAGCGUGGACGGAAACGGCCGGUUCCAAAGGGGCGCCAUAGUCACCACAAUCAUCAUCACCAUCAGCAACAUCAUCAUCAACAGCAGCAGCUGCGGCGGGGCAAGACGGAAAACUCGCAGUACUUUCCAAUCUCAUUUCCCCUCACCAUGGGCAAUCUCAGCGGGAAGGAGCAUCAGAUGGACAUUGGUCGGCCAGAGAACAAGUUCCCGCACAACGUGCGCUUCAAAACGAUGAACUAUGUUUUGAAGGACGAAUCGCUGAUCAACUACGACACGCAGCAGUACGAUCUGAUCCUGUGCCUUUCGGUAACCAAGUGGAUUCAUUUGAACUACGGCGACGCAGGCCUCAAAAUUGCGUUCAAGCGAAUGUUCAACCAUCUGCGUCCGGGUGGCAAGCUCAUUCUGGAGGCGCAAAACUGGGCCAGCUACAAGAAGAAAAAGAAGCUUACUGAAACAAUUUUCGAGAAUUCCAAGAGCAUUGAGUUUUUCCCCAAUCGCUUCCAUGAUUAUUUACUCAGCCCGGAGGUGGGCUUCAGCCAUAGCUACCCAUUGGGAAUACCGCGCCACUUGAGCAAAGGCUUUCGUCGACCGAUUCAGCUUUACAUAAAGGGUGAUUUUACGCCAUCACAGGCGAAGUGGAGCGACACGUACCACCCGGGAACGCCGUACGAAAACCACCGCGGGAUCUACACGGACAUCGUGACCGUAUCGCACUCGGCCGCGAAUUGCAUCUGGGGCGCGAUGACGCCAUACGCGCCCAGUUACAGCUACCGGCAACCACCGACUCCGUCGCACGGUGGCGGCAGUGGGAGUGGAAGCGGUAGCGGAGGUUUCGCCUCCACAUCACCGUACUACAACCCGCGCCAAACGGAUAGCUACUUGCCAAGCUACGACAACAUCGGAAACGGGCACCGGCCUGGGAGUUACUGCUUUGCUUCACCGCUCUACUCGACAACGUGGUCGCCGCCAUCGGACAUGCUCGCGACGAGUGGUGGGGGUGGUGGGAGCUAUCGGAGAUCCGCCUCCAACACGCCCAAUUCGGCCAGUAUCCGGAGUACGGAUAAUGAUGAGCAUUACUACGCCGGUACGACUGGUGGAGGCAGUCAACGGCGGCACCACGUGUACCCACCAAUCGAUGUGUUCCCACCGUUGCUCGGAUACGACGGUAUCCGUCCGGGAAGCUACCGGAGUGGUGGUGGAGGCGGCGGUGGGGGCGGUGGAGGUGCCAUGACCGAUUCCGAUUCGGAACCAUCAUCAAAUUCUGCAUCACAGACGCCCACUCGACAGCAGCAGCUGGCGGGUAGCUUCCUCACAGAUGACCAGUCUAACUCACCCAGCGGGCAUUCGCAGCCCGACAAAUAGAUAGCGCGAUAAGGUUGGUCGUAUAGUUAGGUGCGGCUAUAGGUUUAUACAGAGAGAUAGAGAAAGAGCCGUUCUGCACAAUGAACAGAGGGUGCUACGCUUGGUAGAGGUUAGCCAUUAAAGUUAGUCGCACAAAAGUGAGGGCAAAGCUGGAUGUGGACCGUUCGCUAUAGGUAGUGAACUGAGUGUGCUUCAGCUUGCUCUCCGUUAUUACAGUGUGAUAUAGAUUUCAUUCAGAGAAGUGAGAACGUUUCCCAAAGACCAAAACAAAACGUGAAUGUGCAUUUGGAAUGGUCUCUGUUGUAGGACCCGGUCUGUUUUUUGCGCUUUUACGCACUCUUGCGCUUCUACGCACUUUAUCUUUAAACGUUAAACAGUUCUUUUGCAGACUACUGCUGCAGUCUCCUAACCCACGGACAGAUCUUCCCUAGCACAUGUGUGUGAUGUAAAAGUAUUUCCUAUAUUAUUCGGUUCGCUGUUAGGUUCUGCCAAUCCGCGUACAUUUCUUCAGCACGAUUAGCUGUGGGCUCGAAGGGCAAUAGAAGCUCGGUUAUUGUUUGUUUUUUUUACACGAUUCACGAAUACAGGAUAACUUCUCCAAUCCUUUCUUUGUAAACGUUACGAUAGUCAUAUAGCCACGGUAAACUACAAACCGACGAGAAUAUGAGAUAGGUAUAACCUGUGUGAGCGGACAAUUGUGAAUCGUGGUACGAUUAUACAAAAUUCACUUACAAAAUUCUCACUUCCGGUUGUGGAGUGAAGAGGCACGAA